AUGGGCAGCCUCCAGGAGCCGCUCCUGGGCGAAACCCUUCUCCAGACAGCGAAGAGGCUUGAGGCAGCAGAUUUCAAAGAAGUCCCCGUCAUUGACCUGGCCGGUCUUUCCAGCGAGGAAAUCACCGACCGGAUCGCAGUGGCGCGGGAAGUCCGUGAUGCUUGUAUCCGCGUCGGCUUUUUCUACGUCAAGAAUCAUGGUGUGCCUCAAGAAGUGAUUGAUCGCGCGUUUGAGGUGUCGAAGAAAUUUUUCUCCCUGCCGGCUGAGGAUAAGAUGGAGGUGUAUGUGACCAAGAACGAGAGCUUCAAGGGGUAUGAAGACAUUCAUUAUGGAGCGGUGGAUCCGCAGACAAAAGGAGAUAUGAAGGAAGCCUUCAACUUCGGCUACGAGCCCGCAGCCGACCCCCAGACUCCCCUCUCCGAGCCAUGGCCGUUGUAUGAGGGCCUAAAGGGUCCCAAUGUCUGGCCUCGAAACUUCCCUGAGCAGUGGAAACAAGACUUGUUCGCCUACUACGGCGAGGUGUUGAAUCUGGGUCGACGGAUGAUCCGAGCCUUUGCCCUUGUGCUCGACCUCCCCGAAGAUUAUUUUGAUGAUCUCCUGGUUCGACCGGGUGCCAUCAUGCGGCUACUCAGAUAUCCGGCGUCAAUACUCGACCCUGACCAUCCCGGGAUCGGGGCACACAGGGAUUAUGAAUGCUUUACGAUUCUCUGUCAAGACGAGACCAAUGGUCUACAGGUGCAGACGAAAAAGGGUGAAUGGAUCGAAGUGACUCCGAUCCCUGGCACCUUUGUGGUCAACAUUGGCGAUUUUCUCUCUCGCUGGACCAACGAUGUCUUUCGCUCAACCUUGCACCGAGUCUACAACGUCUCCGGCCGCGAGCGUUACUCCUUUCCGCUGUUCAUUGGGCCAAACUACACGACCAAAAUCCAGGCCAUUCAUACUUGCGUCAAUGAAGACCGGCCUGCGAAGCAUGAGCCUUUUGUCGCUGGCGAGCAAUUGGACUCAGACAUCAAGAUGCCAAACACUGAGAAUGGCAAAUCCAAAGACCAUAUCAAUGGCUUCCUGUCCAUGGCUGAUUCUGAAGGAUCCUGCGAUGUGAUUGUGGUCUGUAGUCCUGCGAUAGGCGCAAAGCAAACAGCGCCACAGUCACGGGUCUUGAUCAUUCAGUCCAAGGCAUGUCUCGGUGGCGCUGCUACUCACCGCGGAGUCCUCAUGCUGCGGACCUUACAGCGAGUUGUCGUAUAUAUUCAGGCGAGACAGAAAUUCUACAUCCUCGAACUCGAAGCUAACUUUGGUUCCAGCAUGUCAAAUACCGAGGAGCUUAAGCAUGUCCUGGAUGAUAUGAUCGCCUCAUAUGAUAUUGAAGUUUUACCACAUUGCGCCGUGGUUGUUGGUGAGAGGACCGAUGGCAGGCUUGUCACGGUCGAGGUUCAAGAGCGAAGGGGGAGGCGAACAAUCUCUGGUAAAGCAUUCGUAGACUGCUCAGGUGACAGAGAUCUCGCCAGCCAUGCCGAUGCGUUGACAAGGUCCGGCAAGGCAAUCACGGCCAUGUCAACCAUGGGUUCGUUGGCAACUCAAUUCGGCGGCCUCCAAAACGCCAACCCCAAACUGGUGCUGGGCUGGUAG
Molecule: messenger RNA, 1626 nt
Organism: Fonsecaea monophora
Lineage: Eukaryota; Fungi; Ascomycota; Eurotiomycetes; Chaetothyriales; Herpotrichiellaceae
Exons: 5
Coding region: 1-1626 (541 amino acids)
Molecular function (GO): dioxygenase activity
Source: RefSeq, a predicted model, not a curated record